Molecule: messenger RNA, 1439 nt
Organism: Vespula vulgaris
Lineage: Eukaryota; Metazoa; Arthropoda; Insecta; Hymenoptera; Vespidae
Product: queuine tRNA-ribosyltransferase accessory subunit 2
Exons: 6
Coding region: 237-1406 (389 amino acids)
Molecular function (GO): tRNA-guanosine(34) queuine transglycosylase activity
Source: RefSeq, a predicted model, not a curated record
GUUCCCACCCAUAUGUAUGACGUCACGAAUAAAAUGAAAUUUAAAAAGGUUAACUUUAUGUUCAUAGCAUGUUUCCGUUUAAAUAAGAUUGUGUCAGGUGGUUUAUGUUCUAUAUAAAUAGUAUAAUAGUUUUGAUUGAACAAAUUAAUUUAGAUCAAACUAAACAAAUAGAUUUAUAUAUAAUAUUUGAAUAUAAUUUUUGUAUCUUAUAUUAUGGUUAUAAUUGAUAACUAACUAUGAAAUUCAUCCUUGAUUCGUUAACCCAUUGUACCCCACGUAUUGGUACACUGAAGGAGUUUGAAAGAUUGCCUAAUAUUAUUUUUGAGACACCGCUUCUUCUAAUAUAUACGAAGAGAGGCAGUGUUCCACAUUUAACUAAAGAUGUAUUUAAAAUGGUAACAAAACAACAACAUUUAUUAUCCAUUUCGCUUCCAUCUACAUUAAAAAUAGAAAAUAAUAUAAAGGAAUUGAAUGUUUCCUUUGCAGAAUUUGUUAGUAUGAAGGAGUAUAUAAAUUUUUUAUCGAUACAAGAUCCUACUGAAGUAACUCCAUCAGGAUUUCAACAAGCCGAUAGUAUAUCUGUAUGGUCUAGAACAGGAAAAAAAUUAUUUACUGCCGAUAAGUAUAUGGAUUUAGUAGAAGUAUUUGAACCUGAUCUUUAUGUUGCACUUUGUGAUGGAAAUAUGCAUAAUUCUGAAAAACGUUUAUCUAAAGCCAUGGAUAGAAGUAAGAUUUUAACGGAACAAUGUUUAAAGAGACAUGCCGCUUCUAAUAAACUAAAAUCUAAAAGUAUAUUAGGAGCGGUAGAAGGUGGCUAUAAUUUAAAAGUUAGAGAAGAAUCAGUGGAAUAUUUGAAAAACAAACCAUUUGCCGGAUAUGUGAUAGAUGGUCUACAUGAUAACGGACCAGAUGUUAAAAAUAUUAAAUGGGAACAAAUUGAAAAUGUAAUACAACAUACAAUUAAGUUAUUACCUGCGGAUAAACUGCGCGUAUGCUUAGGAUGCUGGAAUCCAUUAGUAAUAUUAGAAUUAAUAAAUUUAGGCAUAGAUAUUUUUGAUUCAACGUAUCCUUACAUUAUUACUGAUCGUUCGGAAGCUUUAAUAUUUUUGUGCGAUCAUAAUAGUUGCAAGAAUACAAGUUAUAUAUUAACGAUCAGCCAAAAAAGGUAUGCAGAUGAUUUCUCUCCAAUAUGUCAAUAUUGCCAGUGUUUGACAUGUAAAAACCACACUAGAGCAUAUUUACAUCAUCUACAUGUUACCAAAGAAUUAUUAGGAAUGGUAUUAUUAAUGAUACACAAUACGCAUCACUAUUUAGAGUUCUUUAACGCCAUACGACAAAGUAUAAAAGAUAAUACAUUCAGUCAAUUUCGAGAAAAAAUAAAUUCAAUGUUUCCAAAAGAAUAUUAAUAAUAUGUACUUAUUUUAAUAAAUUAUUUCAUA